AUGGAGCCACAGCCCGAUCCAGCUCAGACUAUCAGCGCUGACGAGAUAGCUCUGUAUGAUCGCCAGAUCCGCCUCUGGGGAGUUAAAGCACAGGAAAAACUCCGAUCCGCGAACAUCCUCCUCAUCACGUUUAAGGCGCUGGCGAACGAAGUUGCGAAGAAUCUAGUAUUGGCAGGCAUUGGCUCCUUGACCAUCGUUGAUCAUGAGGUGGUGACAGAAGAGGACUUGGGCGCGCAGUUCUUCAUAAAUCAGGAACAUUUGGGUCAAAACCGCGCGCAAGCGGCAGCGCCCUCUGUCCGCGCCAUGAACCCGCGUGUUCAGCUUCACAUUGACACAGAAGACAUCCACCUCAAACAGCCCGACUUCUUCGCCCAAUUCGAUAUCACCAUCGCAACCGAGCUUGACUUUGCUACAUACACCACCAUCAAUGCGGCCUGUCGCAUCGCAAACCGUCCCUUCUAUGCCGCCGGACUGCACGGAUUUUACGGCUUCAUGUUCGCCGAUCUGAUCUCGCACGAUUUCGUCAUUGAGCGGACCAAGUCCAACGUCCCAUCCGCCACGCAGGAAACCCCGACCCGCAGUAUCCUAAACAUCACCACAAAGAAAGAGAACGAGAAGGUCAUCGAAAUGGUGACCAAGCGCGAAGUGUAUUCCCCGCUGAUCCUCGCCAACACCUCGCCACUUCCCGAGGAGUUCACCCGCAUCGCACGCAAGCGCAAACAAGUAACACCUCUCCUCACCUGUCUCCGCGCAUUAUGGGAAUAUCAGAAAUCAUCCGGCGGCGCCCUGCCCACAUUCUCCCACCAAGACCUGGAACUCUUCACGAAGCACGCUCGCGACUGUCACCAGGAACUCAAGCUCGACAUCACUACCCUGGACGCCGGGUUCCUGCGCACUUUCCUCCAGAACCUGGGAAGUGAACUGAGCCCUGUAGCCGCAUGUGUAGGCGGCUAUCUCGCCCAGGACGUGAUCAACGUCUUGAGCGCACGAGAACACCCCCUCCAGAACAUGCUUCUCUUCGAUGGAGAACGCUCCGCCGCUCCCAUCUACCCCUUACAUCCAUUCUUCCCUCCGGAAGUUGAGAACGCCGUUCCACCCGUGGUUCCAGUUGUUCAGGCUAUCCCGUUGGAUGGCGAGCCAGCCCCAGCACUUCAAAUGCCCUCCCGCUAA
Molecule: messenger RNA, 1170 nt
Organism: Aspergillus tubingensis
Lineage: Eukaryota; Fungi; Ascomycota; Eurotiomycetes; Eurotiales; Aspergillaceae
Product: E1 ubiquitin-activating protein AOS1
Exons: 4
Coding region: 1-1170 (389 amino acids)
Biological process (GO): protein sumoylation
Cellular component (GO): cytoplasm; SUMO activating enzyme complex
Molecular function (GO): SUMO activating enzyme activity
Source: RefSeq, a predicted model, not a curated record